Messenger RNA from Bipolaris oryzae ATCC 44560, 171 nucleotides. RefSeq lists its product as uncharacterized. The record is from RefSeq and is a predicted model, not a curated record. The transcript has a single exon. The annotation marks the transcript as partial. NCBI's taxonomy places the organism in Eukaryota, Fungi, Ascomycota, Dothideomycetes, Pleosporales, Pleosporaceae.
CGUGGGUAUCAAUAUAUACAUCCGAAUCUCAUAUGCCAGCGCGUAAAGAAAGAAAGAAAGAAAGAAAGAAGUCGAAACCCUGUUGACACAGUUAUAUACGCAACGCCAGCUGAACACUUCAUGCUAAUCAACAAACAAACAAACAAACAAAAGAGCGAAGAAAAAAAAUGA